Messenger RNA from Exophiala xenobiotica, 1394 nucleotides. RefSeq lists its product as uncharacterized. The coding region runs from base 21 to 1229 and encodes 402 amino acids. Gene Ontology annotation, biological process: protein localization to cell surface; attachment of GPI anchor to protein. The record is from RefSeq and is a predicted model, not a curated record. Gene Ontology annotation, cellular component: membrane; GPI-anchor transamidase complex. The transcript is spliced from 2 exons. Lineage: Eukaryota; Fungi; Ascomycota; Eurotiomycetes; Chaetothyriales; Herpotrichiellaceae.
CAGGUAUUCAUGGCAUAGAAAUGUCGAUAUCGCUAGACCGCAAGACGGUCGCGAUAUAUGCGGGCGCCGUCUUCCUUCGGCUACUGGUAUUUUAUGCGUUGCCAGAUCUCCCGGACUUUUUAAGCACGCAGGUCGAAAUAUCCACGCCAAUAUCGAGCUUUAAACGACUUCAAGAAGGGCUAUUUCUUUAUCAAAACGGACUGUCACCCUACGAUGGCGGAGUCUACCACCAAGCACCAUUGCUGCUAGUAAUAUUCGAGAUAUUACCCUCGACUGUGGUAUUUGUUGGACUCGACGUCUUGAACGCGGUCGCUCUACAUACAAUAGCCGACAGUCUACGCUUACCAUCACCUCGCUUUUCAAGACUGGACGGAUCUUUGAUUGCCGCCGCAUAUUUGUUCAACCCAUUCACGAUACUCUCCUGUCUUGGCAAGUCGACAAGCAUCUUUACCAGUGCUGCCAUCAUCCAAGCAGUCCUCAAUGCCCAGUCUGGAAAUGCCGUACGAGCCAUGUUUGGACUGGCCAUUGGCACCUACUUGUCGAUGUACCCUGCUCUCCUGCUACCACCGAUUCUACUCAUGAUUCACCAAAGCCAGGGAAAGUCAGCAACGUUGACGACCUCAACCAUUUCCUUUGCAGGUGCAAUUGCGGCAUUACUUGGCACGACUCCUAUCUUGACGAACAAUUUCGGAGACUUCCUCGCAUCCUGUUACGGAGCUCAAAUCACGGUCCCGGACUUGACACCGAAUGUUGGGUUGUGGUGGUACUUUUUCAUUGAGAUCUUCGACUCAUUCCGAGACUUUUUCAUUGGAGUUUUCUGGUUGCACCUGGUGGGUUAUGUUGGAGGAAUGACACUGCGACUGCAAAACCAACCGCUAUUCGUCGUCACUAGUCUAUUGGGGCUAAUGGCAAUCUUCAAGCCAUACCCAAGCAUUGCCGACGUCUCAUUGUAUCUUGGGUUCCUCCCAAUGUAUUCCCAUGUCCUGCCCUUGACACGAUACACCUUUAUCGCUGCUUCGGUCUUGUUGUAUUCGACGCUUCUUGGUCCAGCAUUUUAUCAUCUGUGGAUUUAUGCUGGAUCAGGCAAUGCUAACUUCUUCUAUGCCAUCACAUUGGUCUGGAGCUUGGGUUUGACCAUCCUCGUUGGCGACACGUUGUUUGCCGUGAUGCGCGAGGAAUGGGAAAUAGAGAGACCCGAGAUGAAGGGCAAAGCUGCUCGACAAAUAUAGACCCAAUAAGAUCAGCUUGUCAAAGGUUUCGACAAGAUGAUGUAGGUUGGUUCUUUGAUUGUGCCGUUUCGCAGUUUACGGGCCCUGGGAGAAAACUCGUCCUCGGCAUAGCCCAACUUGAUGUACCAUUGAACUGCUCGAAUAUUGGCCUUGAAGACAGUCAGC